CAACAGGAGAUAGAAUUUGAAGAACAGGGUCUCAAUAAGAUAGACGCUUGACCGGCUUGCAGUACUCUUGACGUCUUCCGUGCCUUUUCGAAAAGUUGCUCCGACUCCUCCAUCAUCUUUAGGGCUUCUUCCGUCUGCCACCUGCUGCUCUUCCACUCCUCCUGGCGAAAAUGCCCCACCAGGCGAGCAGCACGAAACUCGCCGCCAGUCCUCCCGCCUAACGGCCAUCGCGCCGAGGACGAGGAAUCUAGCCACCGGUCAUGGUGUCAUGGUGUCAUGACCGCACCCGCGGCAUGUUCGUUUCUCCGUUCCGCUGGUGGCUUGGCAAAACGGGCACAUCGUGAACGGUCAUCGCAUUGCGACGGAGCUAUCCCAGCUUCGGUUCUUCCUUCGCUGGAGGCCAAUCGCCCAUCAUGAGGUCCUCUUACACUUGCAAUAAAUGCAUAUCCCUCAUUAAGGUGUCGCGACCGCAACUGCGACCCUCCCCGGCGCUCCGCCUCGUGCCGCAAAAGUUGUCGCAACGGCAUCAUUCUACCAAGGCUCCCGCACAAUCGCAGCUCUGCCUUGCCCGACGUGGCAUAUCGACUACCCCGAGUCGAAGAUUCGAGCAAGGUUUCGAGCCGUACGAAUACGUCGACCCCGAGGGCAUCCGACGGAAGCUCGUCCUUACCGAAGACAACCUCUUCCAUUCGUUCACGCACUCUCCCAUCCCAGAGAUCCGCAAACGCGCGGCUUUCAUGCGACAGCACGCCUAUUGCCCUCAUCCCUCGCACAAGCCUACACGUGUGGCGCACAACCCGAACGACCUAGAAAACCGAAAGUCACCGGGAGGCGCCCCGCCAGCCCACGUCAACUUCGAAUGCCCAGACUGCGGCGUGCCCGUAUACUGCUGCGAAGAGCAUUGGGCGGAUGACUAUGAAGCGCAUCUGGAAGUGUGCGAUGUUAUGAGGGAAGCGAACGAGGAUGACCACGAUCUGAGGAGCGGAAGAUUCUUCAAAGAGUUCCAGUUUGCGGAGCCGCAGAUCGAGGAGAUCCUCACCAACAUGAGCAGCUGGGACACAUACUUGUACACUCGAGAUUUCGACGCGCUGAACAAGGACCGGGAGAUGCGCCAGGCGACCAAGCUAUUGACCUACCCCAUGACCAUAGCUAGCGUUAUCCACGAGCUGAGUCCAUACAAUAUCCGGAAGGGCGGGAGGAUGACGCCGGAGGGCCUCAAGAGCUUCAGCGCGUUACGACACUCGCUCCACCCACCGCGAACUGGCGGCGGUGACUCAUGGAAGAACGCACGCCUCGCACCUCCGUCAGUCCGCCUCUUCAUCCUCGGCGCGCGCGCAGAAUCGUCGCUUCCGCGAGAGACAUGGAUGCAGAUGGCAUACCUCUUCCACCGCGUGCAGUUCUCCGUGCACUUCAUUGGGCCUGAAAGCAUGGCGAACCGCGAGAACGAGCUCCCUCUCCCCGAGCGCACACCUCUUAACCCAUUCGGCGCCGUCGUCGAAGAUCGCAUCUCCAACGCCAUGAAGAUCAGCACCUUCGUCGAAUACUACCACGCCAUGCACAAGACCGGCUACUUCUACCCCUACGACCCCUACUUCGACUGCUUCGUCUGCUUUCACCCCGGUUUCGGAAACCCGGCUUCGAUGCACGAAUGGGAGGAGACUCUGCCGCUGCUGCUCGAAACUAAGUGUCCCAUCAUAGCCACGGGCUAUUCGCCAUGGGAUAUGCAGCAAGACGUCGAGCUUCUCCAGAAAAGGUAUGGCAACGAGAUGGAUAUCCUGCUUGAGCCUGGCGAGAAUAUCUUCCGGAGCUUGAGAUGGGAUUUGAACGACCUGGAUCCGCACGAUAUUACGUGCAGUAACUGGGGCUUGUACGCGUUCCGAGGAAAACGAUAUGAGACGACCAGGAAGGAAGAGGAGCCGGAGGAGCAUAGCGAGAGGACGGCAUGAAUGUAUCUAUAGGUGUACUCCGAGAUGUAUAUUAUUGUAUGUUAAAAUCAAUUUGGCAUAUAGACUGAGAUAUACGCCGAGGUUCCGCCAAG
This is a messenger RNA of Trematosphaeria pertusa, 2038 nucleotides long. RefSeq lists its product as uncharacterized. Gene Ontology annotation, biological process: mitochondrial respiratory chain complex IV assembly. Bases 414 to 1946 code for a protein of 510 amino acids. The transcript is spliced from 2 exons. The record is from RefSeq and is a predicted model, not a curated record. Gene Ontology annotation, cellular component: extrinsic component of mitochondrial inner membrane. NCBI's taxonomy places the organism in Eukaryota, Fungi, Ascomycota, Dothideomycetes, Pleosporales, Trematosphaeriaceae.